AUGGGAAAUUCAGAGGUACGGGAUCAGUCUGUGAGAUCCGCAAGACUCAACGAGGCUUUCGAAAGGCUCUCCUCAACUUUGCCGCUGGCGAGGUCGCCAAUUUCAGUCCCAAAGCCAGAUUUUCACUCUGUUCUCUUGACUGGCUCAACAGGAUAUAUCGGGUCCUACAUUUUAGCUUCGCUAUUACAGGAUGAGACCGUGAAUCACAUAUACUGUCUUCAUCGAGGCUUGAAUGGAGCGGCGCGACAAAAGACCAGUUUCACAGAAAAGGGGAUUCCUAUUACCUCAUCGUUCGACUUGAAAGUCGAAUUCUGUUCGGUGAACCUCUAUGAGAAAAAGCUUGGUCUCAAUGAUACAGCAUACGACAAGCUAACGGAUACUGUUGAUAUGGUCAUUCACAAUGCGUGGUCAGUCAAUUACGCAUUUUCGCUCAAAUCCUUCGAGGAAAGUGAUCUGCUCGGACUACGGAACAUCGUUGAUCUUUGUCUGCAAAGUAAACAUCGACCACGUUUGCAUUUUAUCUCAUCGAUUACUACAGUGGCUCAUUGGCCACAGUACUACGAUGCCCCUUUGACGGAGCGUAUCGUUCAUGACGCGAGACUGCCUAUUCCGAUAGGGUACGCCGAGUCAAAGUAUGUUGCCGAGUUAUUUCUUGAGAAAGCUGUCGAACAGUCAGGCUUGCAAUGUUCCAUCAUUCGACCCUCACAGAUAGCAGGCCCGACAACAAUCCGGGGGAUUUGGAAUCCAAAUGAUGUGGUUCCGAUUUUAGUCUCUACCUCAAUCAACCUGGGAGUGUUUCCAUACCACGCGACAGACCGUCUAUUAAUUGACUGGGUCCCCAUGGUUCGUAGGCAUGGCCCAAUUAUUUUUGUGCUCACAAGCUAA
Penicillium nucicola is the source of this 885-nucleotide messenger RNA. RefSeq lists its product as uncharacterized. The transcript has a single exon. NCBI's taxonomy places the organism in Eukaryota, Fungi, Ascomycota, Eurotiomycetes, Eurotiales, Aspergillaceae. Bases 1 to 885 code for a protein of 294 amino acids. The record is from RefSeq and is a predicted model, not a curated record.